This is a messenger RNA of Cornus florida, 544 nucleotides long. Its product is annotated as CASP-like protein 4D1. The record is from RefSeq and is a predicted model, not a curated record. Lineage: Eukaryota; Viridiplantae; Streptophyta; Magnoliopsida; Cornales; Cornaceae. The transcript has 3 exons. Bases 20 to 544 code for a protein of 174 amino acids.
AUAUCUGGAAAUUAUUUAGAUGGCGCCUCUACCGUACUCCACCUCCGUGUUUCCACCGUCCACCACCGUUUCAUCGGUGGUUGCGCCUACGCUGAGGGUUGUCACCUUCAUUUCUCUAAUGAUAUCGCUAAUCAUCCUCACCACCAACACUGCCACUUUGUAUAUCAAUUUGGAAAAUAUAAAGCUUCGGUUUAAUGAUGUUUAUGCUUAUCGUUACAUGCUUGCAACAAUUGUGUUUGGCAUUGCAUAUACUCUCUUGCAAACUGCGUUUACAAUCUUCCAAGUGAGCAUGGGGAAACGGCUUGGUGGUGACGGACUCUAUCAAUUUGACUUCUUUGGUGAUAAGGUUAUGUCCUACAUACUAGCCACAGGUGCUGCUGCAGGCUUUGGUGUGACCAUAGAUCUGAAGCCCUUCUUUUUAGGAUCCAGCAUCAACCAUUUCUUCAACAAAGCAAGUGUUGCUGCUAGUCUUCUCCUCAUUGUAUUUCUAUUCACUGCAGUCUCAUCAGUUUUCUUAUCUAUAGCACUUCCUAAGAAAGGUUGA